CUUCACCUAUAUAAAGGAGAUUAGGCAUGUCCUGAAUUUAUUCCAGGCGUGUCAGAUUAUUCUUUACACACUCCAGUAGGAGAAAAAGUACAGAAUGAAUUCUUUUCUGGGAUAUGUCUGUGUGCUCUCAGCUAUAGUAGGAACAGGUAAUUAUACAUAUAUAUAUAUUUAUAUUGGAAUACAUUGUAAAAAUAAUAAAUCAACUGAACUAUUAAUGUGAUUAUUUUAUUGUUACGAGUCUGUAGACUUAGGUAAAGCUAAAUCACAUCUAUAGGAUAGAAAAUACAAUGAUAAAUAAUAUAUUAGUAUGUGAUUUCUUUAACACUUUUGAUGCCAGAAAGGUGUGGAACUCAACAGGUUAAUCUUUGGGAGGUGUUUGCUAAGCAGCAAAUUGUGAAUUUGCAACAUCAUUGCAAAACAUUGACCAGAAUUGUAGAGUUUUAGAACAAAGACUUUGGGGGAAUUCGGUGUUUAGUAAAUAUCCAGUGUCAGUCAAAUAUCUUUAAACGGCCCAAAAAUUUGAUUUGAGCUAUUUGUAUACUUUUGUAUUCAUUAAUCGGUUUAUGAAUGUAUUUAAUGAAAUUUAAGUAUUUAAUGAAAAUCAAUCUGCAAUGAAUCAAAAAUGUAUUUGAUAUUGUCACUGCCAAAAAAAUAAAAAAAAUAAAAUUUGACCUUAACAUAUUCAUGUGCUAAUGGAUUCCUCUCCAUGUUUUUAAUACACAUAUUAAAUGUUUUAAACAUUGUGAAAGAGAAAUAUAAACUUGUAGAAUCCCCCAAAAUACAUGUUAUUUUCUUAAUGUUAUUAAUGUAUUUUUUUUUUAUUAAAAAUGCUAAUUCCCUUACACCCAUUGAACUAUAUUUCAAACAGAUACAAAAUAGAAACCGGCGAUCAUAUUGUCUAAUAUUUUGCUAAAAAAAAAAGAUAAGUUCUUCUAUAACAGAGUUAUUCACUAAAGUGAGAAUUGAGGGGAAUUCAAUGUGAAUUUCAAAUUUAAGGUCUAUAUAGCCAACUCUAAACAGAAUCAAUUUGGAGACUGUAUCUAAUUUGGUUAUUUUAUCUUAAAUUUUGAAAUUCACUUUCAAUUCACUUUGUAUUCCCUACAAUUCUCGGGUUAGUGAACAACUAUGUUAGAGUUUGAGCCCUGAAAAGUGAAUUGUGUUGACUUUAGAACUAGCUUGUUGUAACAGGACUUCACCAGCACCAAAGCCCUGUGGACUAAAACAGUGAAAAUGGCGAAAUUAUUGCAAGGGAAUACCAUUACUGGAGAAUACAGCCGUUCGCCUGGUUCAGACGAAUCCCUUUGUCUGAAAAUAGGUGGCCGCCAUUUCGGGACUUUACACGUGUUCGCGGCCAUCUUACGCACGAACGGCGGUGUUUGCCUGUGAACUCAUGGAACUAAAAACGGAUGCGCAAACAGGCGAACGCCGCUGAGACCUCCAGGAGCUCGUAAGUUCGUGCUGAAACUACCGAACGACCGGCCGUUCGGUAGUUUUGUUUAAGCAUGCAUGGGGAUUCAGGCGAACGGCAGGAUUACUGUGGAGGGCAAGGGGUUCGUGGGGUUUUUAUUCACGAACGGGGACCGACCGCAAGGCCAAAACUUGUGGAACUCUUUUCGGCUGAAAAUCCUGUGCGGUCGGUCAAAACUUCAAAGACCCAUAACUCCCGAACCCCACAACCGAAUGACGUGAAAUUUGAAUAUGUUAUUCCCCUGAGUGGUAGCUAUUAAGCGGUGCUGGACUUAAAGGUGUACCCCCUGUUUUUGGGGUACAUCCAGAAUGUGGGUAAAUUUAUGUACGUUAUAAUUAUGUUAUAUGUUUAUCUGAGGGGAGGAGACGUGGGGGUGUUACCCUGUGUGUAAUUGGUUAUUUUCAUCCUCCCCCUGGGAGUGUCCUGUGUGUACUUGUUCCUAAUAAAAAGCAGGCUGGUUCUCCCAGACCUCAGAUCUUCUUGACCCUGCAAAACGUAGCCUUGUCUCGUUCUUGGAAGGGGAUUAUUUGGGAAUGUUAUUCUGCUCCUGCUACAGCUGAACCUGACUUUUACUCUGGAUAUCGUGAAUGGGAUUAUACCAGCUUACUUCUCCACAGCAACUUGCAGGGGAAAAGGACGUCUCCAACGGCCGAUACCCUCUCUCUACCAGGGUAGCCGUUACACUUGUAUAAUUAGAUUUACAUGAAAUUUAAUUCAAAAGUCAGUCUGGAUACAGUUUCUAGUUCGACCUUGUUGGGAACAUUUUACAGCUUUGUUAUAUCGUAUUGUGAUUUGCAGGUUGAUUAUCAAAUUACUGUGUAGUUAAUAGAGCAAUUAAACUUUUCAUCACAACAAGGUGAUCCAACCAUAAUGAUGCACAGGCUUGUAGAAACCUCUUUAGUGGAGUUUUCUUUCUAAAAAUGGCACUAUAAUUUUAAUUAGUGGGGUAAGAGCUACUUGAUACAUUCGUAGAUCAAGAAGAAUUCUUCCCUAGUUUGUUGCAAAAUUAGAAGCAAUUUUUAAAAACAUUUUUUUUCAAGAUAUGGCUGGAAAGUGUGAGUGCUUCAAUUAUAUAAUCUGAAAAUUUCUAAAUCAAUGCGUAUAUUAAGUACUAGAUUUUAAGCAAAACCUCUUAAAGAAGUAGUCAUUUAAAAUAUUACCCGAUUAACUAAUUAUUUUACUAUCUCUAUUUUUUAGCAUUUUUAUUUAUAAGUUGAUUUUGAUUCCAUAGUCACAGAGGGUAAUAAAGAUAAGGAAAUACAUAUACAGUCUCUUAAUCGUUUUUCAAAGUAUUCUGUUUGCAAUAAAUAAUAACGUUUGCCAAUGUAACCAAUGGGUUGCAACCUUCUUUAAAGAAUGUGGCGCUUCACACAUUAAUGUUCUCCUCUGCUCCCACAACCCCAUCCCAGUGUUGUAAAGGGUUAAAAAAAACCUCAUGCAGAGUGUGAUUACUUCCAGCAUCGUUUCACAGAAUCAAACUCCAUGAAGUGCCUCUAGUUGCUUUCUGGUAGACAACCACUAGAGGCAGUCUUAGCACUGCAUGAAACAUUAUAGUUACUCAAAAACUGCAAUGUUUUACAAUAAAGGACUAAGGGUAGAAGGGGCACUGAACAGACCACUUCAAUGAGAUGAAGUGGUAUUGGUGCCUAUAGUGUCCCUUUAACACAUCAUUAGUUGCGGUGAGAGUUUUAUUUACCAAGCUUCUAACUUUAUUAAUUAUUAACUUUUCAGGUCAUUCUCUCUCCUGUGUGGAAUGUGUGAGUUCCUCCGGUACAACAUGCUUAGGAACCACCACAACCUGCAGCAAUGGAAGUGUCUGUGGAUCUCAGUACACAGUGGGUAAAGUAGGUAUGUUGUGAUGGCUUCAAGCAAGCAUGUGACGUAAAAAAAAUAUUUAGUUUAAAGUAAAACUAUUGCCUGGAAAGCAAGAACUGUUUUACUUAUUUUGGUGUAGAAGAAAACAUAGUUAGACAUGUAUUUUUAAGCUAGGAUUAACAAACAAAAAUGAACAACAAAUUUCUGUAUAGUAUGCUAACACAACAAUUGUUGUGUACAUUUUCAACAGUUCAUUUUUAUUUAUUUUUUUACCUUUUUUUGUUAUUGAGAGUAGACAAGAUAAAAUAAAUGAAAAUUUUCAUGUUGCUUAAGGGUAGAAUCUCAGUGCCAUUAAUAUAUAGAAAGAAUAUUUGUAUGUUAGUACAGUGUCUCAGUAUGAUUGCUUGCUUACUAAAAUCAGGUAUCUGAACAACACAGAACAUGGAUGUGUAAUAUUGUAAAUUAAUGUGUUUGUUUGGAAAGGGGUUAUAUUUAUAUAUACACAUGUAUUUUGGAUCUGUGCUGCCCUAGACAUAACAGAAGUCAAGCACCCCCUAAUUUAAAUUUGCCCCACCCUUCUUCUCAAGGCCACACCUCUCCCUGACACAUUGACUGACAGACACACUGAGAGGCAUACACAAUCACUCAGACACACACAUACACACAUUCACUGACAGACAGACACACACUCACUCACUGACACACACACAAUCACUCAGACACACACCUACUCACAGACACACACUCAUAGACACACAGGCUCCCUCACAGACACACUGGCAGACAUAUACUCACUCAUAAACACUCACUCACAGACAUACAUACAUUCACUGACAGACAGACACAUUAACAGAUAUACAAACAGACACACUAACAGACACACACUCAUUGUGUUGGGCUGUUGGCCGGGCUGUUAGCUGAGUACCAGGCGGGCGGUGAGGGAGGCUUCUUAGCCUUAUGGCAAAUACAGGAAUAUAUAUAUAUAUAUAUAUAUAUAUAUAUAUAUUUUUUUUAUUUUUUAUUUUUUUUAAGCAUGUUAUGUUGUAUUGUCUUUCAAAUUAAUCAGCAAUUUUUAAAUCAUUACUAUAAAAUGUUUAUGUUUUUAUUUGCUGGGAUUUCCCAAGAUACAUCUGAUGGUCUAUCCCUAAUUAUAAUGUUCUAGCUUCUAUAUUAUUUAAAAUGUUAAAGGGACACUAUAGUCACCAGAAAAACUACAGCUUAAUGUAGUUGUUCUGGUGAGUAUAAUGAAUCCCUUCAGGCAUUUUCAUGUAAACACUGCCUUUUCAGAGAAAGGGCAGUGCUUACAGUGCUUACAUUGCCCCUAAGGACACCUCCAAGCGGCCACUCCUCAGAUGGCCACUGGAGAAGCUUCUUGGCUCAGGGCGGCACAGUAAGUAGCCCUGCUGUUCAGCGUCUGCAUGGAGACGCUGAAUAGAGAUUCAAUGCAUCUCUAUGAGGAGGUGCUGAUUGGCCAAAACUGUUUGGCCCCGCCCCCUUGCUGAAUUGUAGCCAAUCCAAUGCUUUCCCCGGGGGCUAAAAAUCUGCAAUUCUGAUGAUGUCACCAGCGCCGGCAGACCCGUGGAGAGCUGAGAAUAAGGUGAGUUUUAACCCAUUCUGAGGGGGCUAAGGGAGGGGGGGAAGCCACCUAAAUUGUGGGGGUUUUUUUGUUUUUUUUUAACUAUAGGGCCAGGCAUACAUGUUAGUGUUCCUAACCCUAUAGUGAUCCUUUAAGGUUUAACUAAUAACUUACAGUCAGUUUGCAGCCAAAAUUUAUACAAAACAGUUGAUUUAAAUAUUUUUGGGAAAAUGGGAUGUUGGUUUUUUUACCAAUAAAUUUGGUAACAACUUACAAACAACUUUACCAGUUAAUUGGUUAUUGGGAGUUAGUCUGUAAAAAUAAGUGUGGAUAAUACUGACCUGAUAAAGAGUUUGCUACGGUUAUUAACCAAUAUGGUGGUUAGCCUAUCUGGAUUUCAUAAAACGUAAUUGAUGCUGCAGGUCUGUAAAAGAGUGGCUAAUUGUGCCCUGGCUUUAAAGCAUUGUAUGUUGGGUUCUACUGAUUUAGUAAAUUUCAAAUAUGUUUCUUAUUAGGAAAGAUAUUAGAACAGAAUACCAAACCAGCUAUUUCAAAUCUAAUUAACAUGCUCUACAGCCUUAACUAUAGUCUAUAGUCACUAUAGAUCAAUUUCUCCUGCUAUACCUAAUACAAGUUCAUCUAUUCUCUUUUUCACACAUUAUCUGCUGUAAGUGAGUGGCCAACCAUUUAUCGUACUGGUUAACUGGUCCCAUAAAGUUAAUUUCAAGUGAAUAUCUCCACAUAUACGCAUAUUAAUUGCAAUAUGUGCAUAUACGGACACUUAUGUUGGCUAAGUAAACCAUAUUAACUUGCAAAUAGAGAAUGGACCUAACAUUACUCAGUUAGAAAUAAUUCCUUUUACAACACUUAGCUCCCUUUUACUCUUUAUGAUUAUGUUCUUUAAUGGCCUUCUAAGAGUCUGUUUUGGAAACAAAUAGAUCCUACAAAUUUAACCACUCGGCUGAGAAUAUUUUUCCAUUUUGGAUAAAUAACAGAGUUACUUUUGCAACUCCCAGUAUAGGAUUUUAUGAGAAGGUUAUCUACACACGCCCUCUACUGGUUACAAUGCAAACAUUAUAUAAAUGGAAUUUAGGAGAGUUAGUUAUUAAAGCAUGUAUUCUGCCGUUUUCUUUUUAUGGUACAUGUAUGAUAUGUCGCAUUGAUACUAGUUCUAUUACACUUUUUUUUUAUAUACAUAUUAACACUAUAUUUUUAUUUUCUUUUGUUUAUUAGAAUUCAAAUAGUCUAAAACAGUUGAUUGAGUAGCAUAAAAGCACCAGGCACAGGGGAGGCAUGGUAAUAUUCUGCUACUCUUAACCCCUUCUAAACCAAGCAGUUUGCAAAAAAAACCCGCCAGAAUCCGAAUAUUCUGGGUGUCCUGGAAAGUGCUGUCUAAAUGUAUUUUUCAUUUCAGUACACAUAGAUAGCACGUUGAUAGGACCAAUGUGAUAGCGAAAGCUUGAUGUGGGUGCCUGAGUAUUGAGGUUCUUUAAUGCUGCUAAAUUCAUGUGCCAUUAUACGGUUAUGGAAAACAUUCUGUCCCUUCAUAAAAAAAAAAUUAUGUUUGAUUUUCUGUUGAGCAAAUUAUAUUUUAUUGUGUUUGUUGAGAACUAAUAUAUAUAUUUUUUUUAUUUCUUUUAAUUAAACAGGGUCGGUAACCACAACUUUAUUUGUCAAAGCAUGUGUUUUUCAAGACCAAUGUAGUAUGAAUGGCAGCAUUACCUUUAAUGAAGGAAGUACUAGGACUGGGAUCUCUUGUUGUAAUACUGACAAUUGUACUCCACCUGUCCCGUCAUGUAAGUAAAACAAGCCAUUGAAAAUGUGCUAAGAGCAAGAUUUAAAUCUAUGUGCCUCUAAACUCAAUUGCUGAAGGAACUCCACUACAUCUUGUGAAAUAAUUUUUUUUUUUUUUAAAGUUACAAUUCAAUCAAAGUCUAGUUAUUGCAAUGUAUAUAGUUACAAUGGGGUGCUCAAUUAUCCUUUUGUCAUUGGUAUAUUGAGGGAAUAACCCUGGGCAGGGCCGCCAUCAGAAAUUGUGGGCCCCCUAACACAGCUCAAGGUCUGGGCCCCUGGGUGCCCGCCUCCAAAUCCCACCCACAGGAAUACACACACACACACACACAGACACAAAAGGACACACACAUACUAACAGACACAAAUACUGAAACAGACACACACAUUCUCUGACACACACUGACAUACAUACAUACAUACUCCCAUACUGACACACACACACAUACAAACAAACAGACAUACAUACAUACAUACACAUAAAUACAUACAUAAUAGCAUUCUUACUGAUAUACUUACAUACAUACAUACAGACAUACACACACACACACACACACACACACACACAUAGAUAUAUACAUACACAGAUGCAUACAGGCAUACACAGACAUACAUACUGAUAGAUAUAUACAUGCAUACACACACUGACAUACACACACACUGACAAACAGACAUAUACAUACUGACAUACACACGCAUACAGAUAGACAUAUACACACAGACAUACUGACAUACACACAGACAUACAUGCAUACUGACAUACAUACAGACAAUUAUACAUACUGACAUACACACACAUACAUACAGACAUACUGGCAUACACACACACAGACAUACAUGCAUACUGACAUACACACACACAUAUAUACUGACAGACAUAUAUACAUACUGACAUACACACACACAUACAGAUAGAUAGACACAUACAUACAGACAUACACCUCAUUUAUCAGCCACCCUCCUCUUACCUUCAAAUUGCAGGAGGGUGGCUGGGGAUGAUGGGAACGUAUGCCUCUGGGGUGGUGUCCUCUCCUGUCCUUUCCUCUCCUCUCCCUCUCCCCCCGCGCGGAGAAAGCUGGGCGGAAGUGACCGGCCGUCACUUCCUCCCAGCAGCACUUGUGGUGUAGCCGCAAUUUAUUUUAAAGGGGCCCGGUCACGCAAUUACACGCCCGCAGUGCUGAUCAGGCCCCUGAAGAUAUAGGGCCCAUCAGGUGGCCUUAAAUUCUUGGGCUACCUGAUGGGCCCCGAUGGGCAGAUGUACCUGCAGCAGUUUCGCCGCUCCACGUGGGGCCCGGGGGCCGUUUUGGUUGUCAUCCCCUGAUGGCGGCCCUGACCCUGGGUGUAAGAAUAUAAGGUAAAGGGUUGCCCUGACACAAAUUUAAAACUUAAAGAAGCUCUAAUAAUCUAAUUGAUACUACAAAUCAAUCAACGUUUAAAUUUCUCCUAAGGAAAAGCAACAGUGGAUAUACUGCUGCAAUAUACAACUUAACCUAAUCGUGCAUAUCAAUAAUAUGUACACUUUUAUUAUUUUUAUUGGUAUUUAUAUAGCGCCAGCAUAUUCCAUAGUGCUUUACAAUAUUAUCAAAGGGGAAGAUUUAACAAUAAAUAAGACAAUUACAAAAACUUACAGGAGCAAUAGGUUGAAGAGGAUCCUGCUAUUACAGUCAAUAGGUGGUAGAGAUGGAGUAUAAAACACAAUAGGAAAUAGCAAUAAAACAAGGUGGAGUGAAGCAGAGCUGGAGGAGAGAGUAGAGGUUACUCUGGGAGGCCAUACGUUUUCCUGAAGAGAUGGGAUUUGAGGUGCUUUUUAAAUGAUUGAAAACUAUGGGAGAGUCUGAUCAUGGUAGGCAGGCAAUUCCAAAGGAAAGGAGCCGCCCGCAAGAAGUCCUGCAAGUGUGAGUUUACCGUACAGGUGUGAGCAGCAGACACAAGAAGGUCAUGGACAGAGCGGAAAGACAGAGAAGGGGCAUACCUAUGGAUCAGUGAAGAGAUAUAAGAGGGGCUAUAAUUGUUCUGUGCUUUAUAGGUGUGCAUUAGUACCUUGAAUUGACUCCUAUAGGAUACAGGAAGCCAAUGUACGGACUGACAGGGGAGAGGUGAGAGAGGAGCGACAGGAGAGGAAAAUCAGUCUAGUGGCAGCAUUCAUUACAUACUGUAGCAAGGCAAUACGAUAUCUGUGAAGACCAAUUAGGAGAGUGUUACAAUAAUCUAUGAGAGAGAUUACUAGACCAUGGGCAAGCUUCUUAGUAGCAUCUUGCAUUAGAAAGGGGCAUAUGCGGGCUAUGUUUUUAAGGUGAAAUUUACAGGAUAUGGUAACAAACUGGAUGUGAGGCUCAAAGGUGAGGCCAGAAUCAAGUAUUACACCAAAACAGCGCGCUUGCAAGGAUGGACUCAUGUGGACAGGGGCGGACUGAGCACUCGGGCAAAUCGGUCAUGGACCGAGGGCCCGAGGCUCUGGGGGGCCCGCCCCUGCUGCAGUGCAGUAAUGGCUGAGCUGGGGAGUAAAACAAUCUCCCCAUCCAGCCUGCACUCAGUAAGGGGCCCACACAGCCUUCCGCGGGCCCCUGCUGCUAAAAAUAUAAUCCCCCUUGCAGGGCACACUGAGGGACAGCUAAGGGGCCUUCCAAAGACCCCACUAGGCUGCCCUCAGUGUGCCUGUCUCACUGAACACAGCCUCACUGAGCUGCCUGUAACUGCUCAGGGCAGCUCCGUGCAGCUUGUUCUGCAGGAAGUGACAUCAGCAGUCACAGUGCAGAGUGAGGAGCUCCCCUGAGCAGAGUUACAGGCAGCAUGUCAGCAUUGUGUGCCCUCCUUCAGAAGAGGACCACCAGAGAGGUAAGGUUUGGGAGGGGGGCUUUAUUUUAUUUUUUAAAUUAAAAUGUUUUAUUAUAUAAUUUCCCCCACUACUGCCCCAUCAGAGCCCAUACCCCCCUUACUCCCAGUGCAUCCCCUACCUCCCUGCUCCCACUGCAUCCCCUACCCCCUCCCACUGCAACCCCUACCCCCCACUGCAUCUCCUACCCCCAUUGCUCCACUGCAUCCCUACCUCCCACUGGCUGUGGGUCCCCAGUACCUCCCUUGCUCUGCACUGUAUCCUCCCUCCCACUUUAAAUCUCUACCCCACUGCAUCUCCUACUCCCUGCAUCCCACUCCCACUGCAUCCUCACUCCUUUGCUCCCACUGCAUCCCUCCCACCUCCCACUGCAUCCCUAGCUCCUCCCACUGCAUCCCUACCCCUGCUCCCAGUGCAUCCUCCCACUACAUAUCCUACCUCCCACUGUAUCCCUGCCUCUACUGUGAAUCUCGCUCUCACUGCACCCCUACCUCUGCCUCCCACUGUGACGCUUCUACGCUUCCCAGUGUAUCCCACCCCUGCUCCCAGUGUAUCUCCGUACUCCCUUGCUCCCAGUGCAUCCUUCCUGCACACCCUGCUCCCACUGCAUCCCUACUCCCCACUGCAUCCCUACCCCUGCUCCCUAGUGCAUCCUCUACCUCCUGCUCCUAGUGUAUCCCUACCUCUGCUCCUCAGUGCAUCCUACUCCCUCUCUGCUUCCCACCGUGAUCCCUAUCCCUCAUUGCAUCCCCUGCCUCUGCUCCACUGCAUCCCUGCUCCUAGUGGUUCCCUGCCUCUGCCUCCCAGUGUAUCCCCGCCUCUGCUCCUGUGCACCCCACCGCUUCCACCAGAUCCCCUAUCCUCUGCUUCCACCGCAUCCCUAUCCCCAUUGGCCCUCAUCCCCAUUGCAUCCCCUACCCCUUGCUCCUAGUGCAUCCUCUGCUCCUAGUGCAUCUCUGCUCCCAGUGUAUCCUGCCCCAGUGUAUCCUCUAAUUUCUGCUCCCAGUGCAUCCCCACUUCUGUUCCUACCAUCUCCCACUUCUGUUUCCUACUCGUUGCAGCUCUCAAUUUCCUCUGUAUCCUAUACCCCUGCUUCCCUGUAUUCCAUACCCCUGCAGCUCCCUACUCCCUGCCCUCUGUGGCUCCCUACCUCUGCUCCCACUGCAGCCCCAACCUCUGCUCCUACCUCGCAGCCCCAACCCCCCUGCUCCCACUGCAGCCCCAACCCCCCUGCUCCCACUGCAGCCCACACCCCCUACAGCCCCUACCCCCUACAGCUCCUAUCUCCCUGCUCCCUCUGCAGCCCCUACCUCCCUGCUCCCACUGCAGCUUUUACCUGCUGCUCCCACUGCAGCUCCUACCCCCUGCACUGUGCGCAAUAGUAGGGUUUUGCUUUUGGUAGUGGCUAGUGGGCUACCCAACUGCUCCCACUGCAUCUCCUAUUACCCUUUGCACCCACUACAGUCUGUCCCUCCUCUGCACCUACUACAGCCUCUAAUCCACCCUAUUCCCCCGUAUCCUCUACAGUCCCUCCCCUGCAGCCCCUUCCACUCGCACCCUUUACAGCCCCUUCCUUUCGGCACCCUCUGCAGUCCCUACCCCUUUGCACGCACAAACAUAAAGGGACACUAUAGUUACCAGAACAACUACAGCUUAAUUUAUAUUAUACAGCUUAAUGUAUAGUAACAGCUUAAUGUUUAUUAUAUAGCUUAAUGUAGUUGUUCUGGUGAGGAUAGUAUACUACUGCAGGGUUUUUGCUGUAAAGACUGCCUUUUCAGAGAAAAUGCAGUGUUUACAUUGCUUCCUAGGAACACCUAGGCGCUUCCUGUGUCAGUAUUGCAAAAUGUGCAGCACUGACAUUCAGCAUCUCCAUGAUCUGCAUGUCGACGCUGAACGCUUGUCAUAGAGAAGCACUGAUUCAAUGCAUCUCUAUGAUGGUGAUUGGCACAGCGUUUUGCUGUGCGUGCACAAUAGCCUUCUAGUGCUUUCCUAUGGUAGAGCAUUGGGUUGGCUGAGAUCAUCUAAAUUGAUGAACUCUGCCAAGGAGUUUGGUCGGUGCUGGGAAACAGGUGAGUAAAUCGCAUUUUUAAGGGGGGAAUACACAUUUGUAUUCCUGACACUAUAGUGUUCCUUUAAAGGGACACUCCAGGCACCCAGACCACUUCUGCCCAUUGGAGUGGUCUGGGUGCCAACUCCCACUACCCUUAACCCUGCAAGUGUAGUCAUUGCAGUUUUUAUAAACUGCAAUAAUUACCUUGCAGGGUUAACUCUUCCUCUAGUGGCUGUAUACUAGACAGCCACCAGAGGGCACUUCCUGGUCUAUAGCACAGGAUUUCUGUGCUAUAGUGUCGCUGGACGUCCUCACGCUGUGUGAGGACCUCCAGCGUCGCUAAAAUUCCCAUAGGAAAGCAUUGAAAAGCAUUUUCAAUGCUUUCCUAUGCAGAGGUCUAAUGCGCCUGCGCGGCAUUGCCGCGCAUGCGUAUUAGGUCUCCCCCGACGGCUGACGUGACUGAAGGGGUUUUCACCCCUUCAGCAACCGGGGAUGGAAGGUGGGAGGGAGAGGGGACCUGCAGUGCCAGGAAAACGGAUUGUUUUCCUGGCACUGGAGAGUCCCUUUAAGGUGGCUCGUAACAUUUAACACUUGGUUUCACAAAUACUCCCUUUUACAUACUGCCAUGCUACACAAACACACACAAAAAAUACUACCCUAUUCACAAAACCAAAAACAUGUAUUCAAAUAUACUAAUAAUCCACAUAUCCUGACACUACACACAAAGACAUACAUAUAUUCACUUACACUAGCGCUCACAGUGAAUAUACACACAGAAACAUGCAUUCACUUUACAUGUACAUACAAUCAAAUAUACGGUACACCUAUACCAGCAUAUAUAUCGGUCUGCUGGGGGCCCAGGUGCUAAUUUUGCCCGGGGGCCCAGGCCACUGUCAGUCCGUCCCUGCAUGUGGAUACCACUAACUUGAAGGGAGAGCGAGAGAGGCGGAUCAAUAAUAGUUGGAGGAAAGACAAGAAGUUCAGUUUUAGAGAGAUUGAGUUUCAGAAAGCGGGAGGGCAGGAAAGGCAAGCAGUGACACGUUGCAGAAUGGCAGGGGAAAGGUCCAGGGAGCAGAUAUAUAUCUGAGCAAACUCGUUAGAAAUGAGUGUAUCCAACAUUGGGGGCAACAUGGCCAGCUGCCAAAAAGCUGCUCUGAUUAAUAGAAGCAGAAUCUGUACAUACUUUCCUUUUUUCACUAUUUUUUUAACUUUUUCGUUUUGUUCACUGUAUUAAUUUAUGUAAAUAAACAUUUGUUAAAAACACUUCUUUUAAUAUCAGAGUGAGUAAAUGUUACGUUUUAAAUUUGUGUCAGGGCAACCCUUCUUUACCUUAUAAUCUAGUUAGUGCAGCCUCCAACUGCUGAUUUUUGUCAUUUUUUUUUAUCAAAUGGUUACUCGAGCCUCUACGACCACUUUGCUGUAGGAAGUAUACAUGAAACGUUGCACAUAUAGAGAUAUCUGUAAUGGUGUUCCGGGAGCUGGUUGCACCCCGGCAUGCAUGACUUAGGCCACCAGAACUCAAAAAUUAGGUCAGACAUUAGCGCUCAUUGUAUGCUGACAAACAUCAGCUUUUACCCUUGCAUGCAGCAUUCUAAGUGUUCCUGCAAGAGCAAGUUUGUAUGUCCCCACACCCUGCCAUCUCUGCUUCCCUAUAUUCAGAUUUGUUUAUUUUUAACUCUUUUUUUAAUUAAAAAAACCGUGUCCACCCCACACUGCCUACUUUCUAGCCUCAGCUCAGAGAGCAUGGAUUUGCUCUGAGCCUGUAGAUUGGUCCAAUGACGUACUUCAGAAGGGACAUGUUGUUAUGACGGACAGGGCAUGGAAGAACCUCGUCAGGCACUGGAUUCCCAGUAAGUUUAUUCUUAUUUUAAAUGUUUUUAUAAAUAAAAAAUGAGAUGGACUGGACGGGGCCUGACCAUCAUGGCGGAGAGUCGUGUACUCCACGAGCUCCCACAAAAUCCUGACAAAAAAGUUAAAAUCGGCUCACCCAAGUGCAACAAACAGCAUUGCCAGACACCCACUUGCCACCCCCGAUGUAGGGCACACUAGUGAUCUUAAGCAACUUGAUUGGGGCCAACUGAAAACACAACCGACAAUGCGGCCUGGUAUGCAUCAGGCGAGGGAGGUGGCCGCUCCCCUGUCCUGGAGGCACCCUGAAGCUGCUCACAGCACACUGCACGAACACCAGGCAAAGACCAACUCCGCGCUCCCAGACAAUACUGUCAGAAGAGUCACACAUCGCAGCGACACCCACAGCCGCGGAGAGGACUCUGUGGACCUAGACCGGUUCGCGGACCAUGCUACCCGACGGCAGACAGGGAGUGGAGGUGCGGAGAACUUCGGAGCCCAGGGCACACAGACAAGCAGAAGGGUGCACUGACAAUACUCACCUCGCCUAAGAACAGAGUGACACUAGUCCGCGGGUGGAGAUGACUUGGCACAGGGCCCAAAAUGGCGGCAACACCAGGUCAGUCAACUCAUGACCCACAACCACUACACGGGGCGCCUCCUGAGCACACAACGCAACCAAGACCCACAAAGGCCCCCGAACGGGACUGUGGUAUACCUCUUGCGGGGGUUUACUGACGGGACUCUUGAAACCACAGAUGAGUCAACCACCCCUUGCCUCAUAUAGUCUCUAUCUGCAAAUAUUGAAAAUGUAUUGUUUCUCCAUGACAUUUGGUGUUACUUUUAUACCCUUAUGCUCUUGAGUUAUGCUUUACAAUGAACUGUUUUGACCACUUCUUGCUAGCGAUGAGGACACACCUCACUAAAGCCACCAAGACCGGGGCCCUCCCUACCCCUUAGCUAUGCCCAUGACUGUUUACUGUAACAGGCUUUUCUGUGGCAAUCCAAGAGCUGCGCUGGUACCUGAGAACAUAGCAAUUCUCAAUACAUCUUAGUUUCUCUCCUCAUAGUGGUGCAGCAUGCUAUUUCUGUUCAUUUUAUAUCGCCACCCGCCAGAUUGGCAAACCUACUAGCACUACUGAUACUCUCAUGACAUAAUGUUCAUAACCUGUGUAUGUUAGAAAUUUACUAGUACUGUUAACAGAGAGCCUGUUACCUAAUAACCUUUUCAUAGGAUCCAGUGGCAGCAAAUCAUUAUAGUUUUCUAAGAUGAUCCAGCAUGUUUAACUAUUUUAUUUUUAUUUAUUUUUUCUUACAAGGCUUAGCAUACACUUAAUGUCUAUCUGUGAAAUACGCUUCCGUACCUAACUCACCUUAAUGGAUCAGCAUACACCUUCUCGGAUAAUGUUACAGUUAAUCUAAUCUAGGUUAAUAUUGCCUCUGGCUGAAACUACAUUAUUUAAUAUUAUAAAAUGUGCACUGUUCAAGUAUGCCAUACAAUUGUUUCCACACGUUGACUAACUUACAAUAUGUUUAGCCUGUACCUCUUACUUGCAACUAACAAAAAUAAGAAAAAUGUACAUGCAAUCUUGAUUACUCCAAUGUUGUUAUUGUUGAAAAUUAACGUGAGGAAUGCCGUUGGGGUACCUUGCGAAUGUUGUUACAUCUCUCACGAAAAAAAAAAAAAAUUAGAUGGACUGAGAUAAUAGUGCAUUAUGAAAUAAAUUAGAGCUCACUUCCUUAUAACUUGCUACACCAGGGGCUAUUCAAUUAAGGUCCCCAUCUGGGGGAGUCACCUUUUUCCAAAGUCUGAGCUUUCUCCUAAAUUAAAAUAAAUGCCCCUCUCUAUAUUAUAUUGAUACUUAAGUUGGGGGAGCAUCUGGGGCCAGUUAAGGACAGUUUGUUGUAACCAAUGUCUUGAUAGAACUACUUUUGUGGCCAAUAGUAGUUGUAUUAUUAGAUAUAUUUUUGGUAAUGGAAAUCUGGAUCAAUUGAAAUGAAACAGAGCUGUCAUAAAUUUGGGAUCCAAGUUUUCCAGAAAAUGUAUUUUAUGGCCAUAGUUCAUAAAGGUCUGAUCAAUACAAAGUCCCACCAGAUAUGUUUAGAACUACCCACUUCAUGGUAACAUCUCCAAUAUAACUUAUUAGAAUUAAUUUUAUUUUAAAUAUUUAGAGCCAGGUACCAUUGAUGCAGUAUCGUAGAGUUCGAUGAUAUUUAGAUAGUGAAUUGAUUUUUUUCACCUCUGGAUGGAUUUAAACCACAUAUCAGGCUGUGUAAUAUAUCCAAUUUCCUGGUUCCAAUUUUUACAGGCUCUAGGUUUAAGUUCAACCUCCUCAAGAUUCAGAAUAUGAUAGCAAUAUGCUUUGGAUCAAAAUGUAAUUUAAUUUUUAAAUAAAUCCUUUAUUUUUUUAAUUUAAUAAAAUGUUUUUAUCUAUUAUCAAAUGGGAAACCAGAUCAUUUUUUACUCUUACGUAAUUAAAGAUCUCAUUUAGAGGAAGGAUGAUGGACUGCUGUAAUUGCGGGAAAUAUAAUUAUUUUAAACGUGGGGAUUCAAUUUUUGCAAGGAUGCUAUUUCCAGCCCUAUUUUCUAGCCAAAUAAUGGUAGCAAGGUCUUGUUUAUUCCAAAUAGAUACUUUAAUUUUAAACCAGGGAUAUUCUCUUUUAAGUUUCCAUUGUUUCCAUUGUGGUAUAGUUCAGUGAACCAUUCUGAAAAUGUAUGACCACCUUGGUAGGACAUACGAUUUGAUUAUAAUAAUUCUACCGAGCCAAGAGAUACCUGUAUGCUUCCAGGGAUUUAAUAAUGUAUAGCUUGCCUCUUUAUGUAAGAUGUCAAAGUUUUCAUUCACUAUGUCAUUCAUUUUUGAAGAGAAAUUGAUUCCAAAAUAAGUAAAACCUUGCAGGGUCCACAUAGAGGGGUAUUUAGCUGACAAGUACAAGAUCAUGUUGUAUGUAUUCUAGAUUAAUUGGCAUGAUUUAAGAUUUGUUUGUAUUUAUUUAAAAUUUAAAAACAGACUGUAGUUUCUUAUCUCUAGGAUUAAUGCCCCCAGUGAAGACUCUGGCUCUGUGAAGGUUAGAAUUAUAUCGUCCGCGUACAUGAUCAGUAUAUAUUGAAGGGGUGCAAGGGGAUAUCCCUGCCUAGUUCCAUAUUUAUUGUAAACCAGUUUGUGGAGAUGGGAAAAAAUAUAUUUUAAAUCCAUUUUCUAAAAUAUGCAAAAACAUGUUAAAAGAGUUGAAUAGAAUAUAUAUUAUAUUUCAUGGUUUUAUCUUUUUCAUAUAAAGUACCACAACUCAGUACUCAGCAAAAUGGACUGACAUGUCGAUCAUGUAUUUCUGGAACCUCGAACUGGUGUUAUACUUCGGAUACCAUUCAAUGUACCGGCAAUGAGGAUAUGUGUCUUCUGCAAGCUACAACAAUUGCAGGUAAAACAAAUACAAUGGGAAUUUUGGUUGCUUCUCAGCUUUGUAUAAGUUGAUACUUUAAUUCAUCCAAAAUCCAGCCUUUAUCCCACGCACAGGUAAAACAAAUAAGUUAGCAUUUAUAAAUCCAAUGCAAUGAUAAAUGCAAUUCUAAAUUUAGCAUUUAUCAGCAAAUUAGUGGCUGUUGAUGUAACUGUAACAAUGUAUACACAAACACAAUUCUACGUUUUCCUCAAACCUUCACAUUCCACUUUUACUGUUAUCAGACAGGUAAAAAGAGGCUCUGUAUCUUACAUUAAAGAAAAAAUAUAGCGUUAGGGAUAGACACAUGUAUUCCUAAGACUAUAGAGUUUUAGUACCUAUUUAGUUAUCUGGCUCUGCUUAAUUGAAUUAUAUAAAUUAGUUUUACUUAGCUUGUUUCCAGCACUGAGACUCAGUCCUCACAGCUGUCCACCCCACCAUCCAUGUCAUCUUCUUUCCUCUUUGUCCUCUUGCCCAAUACAUUGCUUCUUAUAGCGAAGCAAUGCAGACAAGAAGCGAAUGUCACACUCCCACAAUCAAAUGAUUCUCACAGAGAAUCAUCAGAGGAUGUUAGAUGUCCUCAUUCAAAGUGUGAAGAUGCCAAAUGUCACAAUACUGAGUCUGACUCAGUUGUGCAUCUGGAAGUUCGCUCUAGUGGAUAUCAGGAAAAUAGCUACUAGAGGUGUUUAAAACUGCAAUGUUUAACAUUGAGGGAGAGAUUUAGCACUGUGUGAUCCUCCUUCCAAAGAGGAGUUAUCAUCACUCUAAUAGGACCAUCAAAAACCUAGAAAAUUCAGCAAGACAAAGCACUUGAGAGGGACACAAACAUUUCCCCCCCAAAAAAAGAAAUCAAUAAUUCACUAAAGUCCAAAUGGCCCUCUACCAAAUAGGGAAAAGCUACUUGCUGCUGUACGGGGCAACUCAUUUAAUGCAAUUUAACAAUGUCUGGAUCUUACAAUUCAGGCCUUGAACAGACUUAAUUUGGUUCUUAUUUCAGCCAGACUGCUGGAUAUCUGAACCAAAUGCUGCAAAUCUGCGCUCAAAGGCUUGAAACCCAAACUAUUUGUCCAUGGGCAGUGCUAGCAGUCAGCAGAGAAAUAGCUAAAAAAAAAAAAAAAACUUGACACUGCAAGGGCCUAUCCUGUGGUAGUUGAUCAGUACUGGCUACCCAUCUGCCUUCUGUGUAGGAGGCAAGUCUGACUCCUGUUGGAGCUGUGGGGUAGACCACUAGCGAUCAGACUUGCCUCCUACACAAAAUAAAAGCUUUUGGCACCUGAACUACUCCUGACAUUUAAUCCAAGUAAAGUAGGCAGAAGCUCCUGGUAUGCAGACUGGAACAGAGAAAAAGGUUAAAGAACAGUUCAUUUUUUUUAAAGUGUAAGAAGACCCUACUAUAUUGAAGACUUCAUUCCACACCUGAUUAAGAAUGAUAUUCCCUUACUUUUUGUGAGUUUUCCUCAUUACUAUUGCGGGUCUUUACUUCAGUAUACAUUGAUAAGACUAUGUUCAGUUUGUAUCUCUUAUAGACACCACAGAGUACUCUCUCACAAAACAAGGUUGUAUUAUUAUUCCACUGUGAAUACCUUGGGAAUUUACACUCUGAUCCUUUGCAUUUUCAUGCCUCACUAUUUUUCGGUGUUCCAGAGGGCACACUAUUUAGUAGGUUUGCUAUACAUCUGCUUUCAGUGGUUAUUUUCUUGUAUGUUAUAGCACCCCAGUUCUGACUUGAUAAAUUUACAUAAUAAUUUAUAUUCUAUUUAGAUUGAACAUUCUAUUGUCUAGUAAUUUACAUUUGUCUCUACAAUACAGAAUGGUUUAUUACACAAAGUAUGUUUUUCUCUACAGGACUCAAAACUGCAAUUCGUGGUUGUGCCACAAAAAGUAUAUGUGAUCUUGGGAGCCAGACUGUGACCGAUACUGUCAAGAUUACCUGCACAAGUGGAACUAUUGGGCUGCACUCCAACAUGUUCCUUUCUGCUAUCAUUUCUUUUGUGCUGUUAAAAUGCUACUUUUAGAAUAUGUGUGUAGGACAUUAUCAAUAGCAGAAAUGCUUGUAAAUAUGAAUACCUCCAUACUGAUGAUGUAGAUUAAUUUAGAAAUAAACAAAAAUGUUUAAAAGUCUAUCUGUUCCUGUCCAAAUCUGAGAUGAAUAAAUUGCGUAUACGCAGAAGUAAGUUCACACUGACACAUGCAGUUCAGGUUAAAAACACUUCAGG
Messenger RNA from Pelobates cultripes (western spadefoot toad), 19035 nucleotides. The record is from the annotation of a GenBank genome assembly. Lineage: Eukaryota; Metazoa; Chordata; Amphibia; Anura; Pelobatidae.